Messenger RNA from Tribolium castaneum (red flour beetle), 916 nucleotides. Its product is annotated as alpha-tocopherol transfer protein-like. Lineage: Eukaryota; Metazoa; Arthropoda; Insecta; Coleoptera; Tenebrionidae. The transcript has 3 exons. The record is from RefSeq and is a predicted model, not a curated record. Gene Ontology annotation, molecular function: phosphatidylinositol bisphosphate binding. The coding region runs from base 1 to 876 and encodes 291 amino acids. Gene Ontology annotation, cellular component: membrane.
AUGCUGCUGUUGCCACCAACACCCGAACAAAGAAUUCACACGAAAAAAAUUUUUAACGAGAGUGAAAAUGUUGAAAGGGACUUGGAGGAGAUUAAACAGUGGCUGAGGGAGCAACCACACCUUCCGGAUUCUUGGGACGACAGCCGCCUCCUAACAUUUUUGCGCGGUUGCCGCUUUUCCCUCCCCCAAUGCAAGAAAAAACUGGAAAUGUAUUUCACAGUUCGUUCCACAAUGCCUGAGCUUUUCUCCAAUCGCAAUAUUGCAAAUCCCGGCUUGCAAGAAGUCCUCGACGUUGCAGACGGAGCCGUCCUUCCUCAUCUCACCCCCGACUGUGGUCGUGUUUCAAUUAUCAGAGCCGCUCGUCCACACUUUGAAACCCCAACGCCUUCCGAAUUCUUUAAAUUGGUUUUUAUGAUCGGAGAUCUUCGGCUCGAAUUGGAAGAAUUCGGAGUACCGUUUGAUGUGUAUAUUUUGGAUGCGGGGUUUCCCUGGUUCGGUCAUUUUCUCAAAGUGUCGCCAUUUUUGUUCCGGAAGGCUUUUAUUUGUAUACAGGAGGCGUAUCCGGUUGUUAUUAAAGAAGUGCACAUUGUUAAUGCCAACUCGUUUAUUGACUUUGCCAUCAGUUCGAUUAAACCGUUUUUGAAUGAAAGUCUGAGGAAUGCCAUUCAUGUACAUCGAAACGUUGAAACUUUGUAUGAUUUUGUCCCUCGGGAUAUCCUCCCGGAAGAAUAUGGUGGGAGUGGGGGUAAACUAACGGAUUUGAAACAAUCCUGGAUAAGGGAAUUGGAGAAAUCAACUCAAUGGUUUGAAGAACAGGAAGAUAUAAAAGCUUCAAUUAAAUCAACUAGUUUUUGGAGUGGUUUUUUCGGUUUAUGAUGUAGGCAACCAAAUAUACAAUAAAGAAUUUAAUUCGUGA